Messenger RNA from Bactrocera latifrons, 2014 nucleotides. Its product is annotated as serine protease easter-like. Gene Ontology annotation, biological process: proteolysis. The record is from RefSeq and is a predicted model, not a curated record. NCBI's taxonomy places the organism in Eukaryota, Metazoa, Arthropoda, Insecta, Diptera, Tephritidae. The coding region runs from base 74 to 1825 and encodes 583 amino acids. Gene Ontology annotation, molecular function: serine-type endopeptidase activity. The transcript is spliced from 10 exons.
CGGCCCAGUGCAUAUCAGAACGCUGCAGAAGUUGGAUUUAAAUCACGCUUUAAAUUUAUUUUGUAUUCGAAAAAUGAGUGUUUUUCCUGGAAUACAGUUAUGUUUAUUUUGUGUGCUUGUUUUCGCCACAAGCACUAAAGGAGAUCUGUGUACAACGCCAAACGGUGAGGACGGCGAGUGUAAACAUAUUACAACUUGCAAAUCUUUAAUGGCCAUCGUUAAAAAGCAACAUCCAGAAGACUUGGACCAUUUUAUAUUAAAAUCUCAUGCUGAGGUCUGCACUUACACCAACCAACCAUAUAGCGCGUGCUGUCCUAUAUCUGAAAGGUCAGUGCCAGAGACUACAACCACGACGACACUCGUUCCGCCAAUCGAGGAAAGUUGUAUUGUCGGUCACUGUGUUAAGAUACAAAAUUGUAGUAUCCUAUAUAACAUCGCUAUGAACACCGAUAUAACACAAGAAGAUAUAAGAUAUUUAAAAGAUAAGCAAUGCAAAAGUAGCGAUAAUUCCGUUAGUGUGUGUUGCCCGGAUGAUGAUAAUGAUGAGGUGACAAUAAUUUCUGAUGAAGCCGGUCAGGUGUGCAAAACACCAAGUGGUGUGCCUGGUAUUUGUUUGGAUGCAGCCGAUUGCUUGGCCAUAGCAAUACUUAUUAGAAAAGAUCAAUCAACACAAGAAGAAAUGGAGUUUUUGUAUAAGAGCAGAUGUGAUAGUUCAGAGAGAUAUUGUUGUCCAACGGUGGUUUCUCCCGUACCAGAAGCGGAAACUCCCACAACAACAGCCGCUCCUAUAGUAGAAAAAUGUAAAGCACCUAACGGUGCUAAUGGCACUUGUAUUUCCGUUAUACAUUGCGAAUCGCUGAUGCGGGUUCUACAGAAACCUGACUUUUUUGAAAAUGAUGCUAAAUAUUUGAAUGCUAGCUUCUGCGGUGAUGGCGCUAAGUUUCCAAAAGUUUGCUGCCCAGAAGCGCUGGUGGCGGAAGAAUUGAGUUUACCGCUGCCGCCAUAUUGCGGCGUAGUUUUCCCAGCUGAAAAUUAUUUCGACGCCGGUUCAAUUACCAGCAGCGCGGAAUAUCCCUGGACAGCGUUGCUCCUAUACACAAAAAUAGGAAAAACUCGUCCCUACUGCGGCGGCACGCUUAUACACGAGCGCUACGUGCUCACCGCGGCGCAUUGUCUGUAUGAGAAUGAGCCAGAGUGGACCUUAACCGGCGUACGUUUGGGUGUGUGGGCUACAACAUUGCUGCAGGAUUGUAAAAAUCAGGCGUUGGCGGAUCAAAUGGAUUGUGAGUCAAUCUCAAUCGAUUUGGCUGUGAGCAAAGUAAUCAAACAUCCCGAAUAUGAAUCGCUGUAUAACGAUCUCGCGUUGCUGCACUUGACCGAGUCGGUACAUACCACACGUUACAUAGCACCGAUUUGCUUACCCUUCGAAACUGAACACGUAUCGGCUAGUCUUAACGACGACAAGAUACUGCAAAUAUCCGGAUGGGGGGCGCACUUGUUCGAGGAAGUAGCAGAAUUCAAAAUGAAAUCCAUUGUUCAUAUAUCCAGUUUGGAGCAAUUUCAGGAUCGUUUUUUGACUGAAGCCGGCAUUAAUUUGACAGCAAAACACGUUUGUGUGAAAGAUAAAGGUGUACAUAACAACAAAAUUUUAGAUUCUGGCGGUGCGCUGAUGUCGCUAGCGAACAUUGGAAAAAUGCAGUCCUAUUUUUUGCUGGGUGUCGAAGCUAUAAGCUAUGAAAUUCCGCCAGAACUGGGAUUUCCUUUUAUUUUUACGCGCAUUAGUCCUUAUUUGGAUUGGAUAAAGAGGGAAAUUCGCGAAAAUUAAUUAAUAAGGGAAGUAGGUUAAAAUAAAAAAAAUCAAUAACAAUUUGCGCCGAUUAUUAUGGCUUAAAAAAUAUAAAACUAAAUAAUUGACAUAAUAAAUAAUGUAUGUAUGUCUAUGUCACUACUUAUAACUAGUCAGACUUAAAUUAAAAAAAAAUAAAAAAUAAAUAAAGAGGUUUGAAACAAGUUA